Molecule: messenger RNA, 1152 nt
Organism: Aspergillus heteromorphus CBS 117.55
Lineage: Eukaryota; Fungi; Ascomycota; Eurotiomycetes; Eurotiales; Aspergillaceae
Exons: 2
Coding region: 1-1077 (358 amino acids)
Source: RefSeq, a predicted model, not a curated record
AUGUCUCUCCCGGACAAGGACGAGGAGCGGAAUCCCAACCACCUACGAAACGACUCGGAAUCACCCUCGAUUCUCUCCUCAAUCGAGCCCAAACAGCCUUUCCCACCGCUCCCCGCCGACGACUUCGCGACAGUCCCUCAAACCGCGCCCAUCAACGACUCGACAGAGGAGGAUGACCAGGACAUCACAUCGCCCUCUCACCCCGACAUUGACGCUGAAGACGACGCGGACUUCCAAUCGCAGUACUCCCUCGAAGACCCGGCCUUCUCGGACGCCUCCACGGACUCGGAAGAGCAGUCCCCGGAAGAUGGCAUCUCCAUGCACCACCCAUUCCGCCAGUCCACCAGCUCCCUUCACGGCCUCAAUGCCUUUGCGCCCCCGUUCUACAAUCGACCUCCAACCCCAUUGCCGCCCUCGCCCUCGCUGACCUCCCUGCUCCGACCCCCUUUUUCCACAACCACCUCGCGACCUACCACGCCUGACAGCUCCGAUGUCGAAACCCCCAAUGACACGGAGGCGGCCGUCGCCAAAUCAGCCCGACGCGCGACAACCGUCCCGCGCGCCAGCCCGAAGGUGCCCACGUACGAAUACUACGGAUUCGUGCUAUACCUGGCCUCAUCACUCGCCUUCCUGAUCUACAUCCUCUGGUCCUACCUCCCGUCCCCCUUCCUGCACCAGCUUGGAAUAUACUACUACCCGAACCGAUGGUGGUCGCUCGCGUUCCCGUCGUGGCUGGUCAUGUCGAUCAUCUACAUCUACGUGGCUCUGGCGUCGUACAACACGGGGUACCUGACGCUGCCGAUGAACAGCAUGGAGAACAUUGUGGACGAGGUGGCGAAUGUGGCGGUCAUCGACGGCAAGGGCCGACGACGCCCCGGGGGGGCAGCCAAGAUGAGACCCGGCGCGACGUCCUACCAGAUCAUGGGGCCGCAGAACCGAAAGGUCAACUGGAAGGAGAUCUGGAAUGAGGGAACCGAUGCGGUACUGGAUGUCCCCGUGGGCGGGGUCUGCGAGGUGCUGUACGGCCAGGAAAGGGAUGACGAUGAAUUGAGUGAGGAGUUGGCUGGGUUGUCAUAGCCUGAGACCAGAUGAAACCCUGAGAUACCCCCUUUGCAGCACGGAAUCUUUCUCCCUUAUCAGACCGCCUCGGAG